GAACGAUUUGUUCCUCCGCGGACACCAUCGCACGGACACAGACAUUGCUUCUGAUCAACUCCACAUUUUUAAGAUCUGCUUGUGAUUUAUAAAUCACACAUUAAGCGGGUCUAAUCAUCUCGUAAACAUGUGAAACGAUGUCUAUUUUGCGUCGAGCAAAAACGUGGGAAGUGUCUGAGUCUGAGGACAGCGAUGCUGAAAGAAAGGCUGACAACUGCGAUAGGGUCAGUCCAACUUCAGCACCAGGCAGCACGGAGUUAAAAGAAGAUCAGAGUUCCGAGGAGAAGUGCAAAAGUCUCCCUGUGUCGGCGACAAAGAGGGAGUCAGGUCAGACUUUGUGUCCUCCGCGUCCAGGUGGCUCUGGCACGCCAAGUCCUGCAAAGAAACGCCGCAGCAAAGAGGAGAUCGAGGCGGACAGACAGAAAGCAAAAGAGAAGAAGGAGGAGAGGGAGAGACAAAGAGCAGCCAGAGCCCAAGAGAAGGAGGAGAGGAGACAGGAGCAGCAGAGGAGGAGAGAAGCCGCCGAGAACCUCAAAAGACUCCGACCAGAGAACUGCCUAAAGUGUCUGACCGUCUGCAUAGAUCCAGCUCUCCUGCAACAGGAUGGCUCAGACAUCUUGCUGGACACACUGACCGCCUUUGAGUGGAGGUUUAGCAUCGAGAGUCAGCUGCUCGCUCACAGCGUCACCUGGACCAGAGAUUUACCUCGGCAGGGAGAAGAUGGAAAGCUCUCUGUGGAGGAAGAGCAGGUGGUUCUGGUCCUGGGUUUGGAUGAUUUCAUGGACGUUGUGAUCUCAGUGAAAAAAAUGUUGGACAGUGAAGGAGAGGAAGCAGAGACGGGAUCUUUUCUUAAUCCUCUUCUCGAGUGUCUCAACCGGGAUGCCAAGAAGGUGGUAAAUCUCCUGGUGAUGGACUCUGAGCCAGAUUACAGUGGUGAGACGGUACAAUCCAAACUGGGGAUGCAGAAUCUGGACGUUGAGGAGGUUCUUGUGUACCUACAGCUUUACAAAAAUAUCUCCCUGGUCUUCCUGGGUGGCUGGGACGACGUCACCGACCACAUCUGCGCUGUCACCAAGGCUUUGUCGAAACGCCCUUUCAAACUUCUGACCGAGCGAGCAGAGCUGCCAUUCUGCGUGGACGGUUCAUGGGCCAGUGGUGCUCGGGUGGAGAGAGACGGCUCCGGGCUGAGUGAGGUCUGGACCAGGCAGAUCCAACAGCUGAACAGAGUUAGCCCCGCUGUGGCCUCCACCGUGACUGCAUCCUACCCGUCCCCUCAGCUGCUGCUGCAGGCGUAUGGGAGCUUGGAGUCGGAGGAGGAGAAGAAGGCACUUCUGGCUGGACUCCUAGUGAAAAGCAAAGGCAAAGAGAGACGAAUAGGACCAGAGAUAUCAGCCCGAGUCUACCGCUGCUUCACAGCCCAGAACCCCCAACUUGUCCUGGACUAAUGUGUCCUCUGGGUGGAUGGAUAUUAGCCAGGAAGGAUGAAUCUGGUUUCUACUUGGCUUCUUAUAAGAUGUUUACAUGCUAAAAAUAUGCCCCUGAUACUGUAUCAUGUUCACUUUACUGUAAAGCUCAAUUAACACUAACCUGAGCUGCAACAGAGUCAAAGAAUAGAAUAUAUUUAAUAUAUAUUAUGUAUGUGUGUAUAUAUGUAUAAAUGUGGUGCUCUCUGUUAUGUGUUUUUGCAUGAAUUU
Messenger RNA from Mugil cephalus (flathead mullet), 1694 nucleotides. It is a transcript of the gene eme2, whose product is annotated as probable crossover junction endonuclease EME2. Gene Ontology annotation, molecular function: DNA binding; nuclease activity. Gene Ontology annotation, cellular component: nucleus; Holliday junction resolvase complex. Bases 138 to 1445 code for a protein of 435 amino acids. NCBI's taxonomy places the organism in Eukaryota, Metazoa, Chordata, Actinopteri, Mugiliformes, Mugilidae. Gene Ontology annotation, biological process: replication fork processing; resolution of meiotic recombination intermediates; mitotic intra-S DNA damage checkpoint signaling. The transcript has 8 exons. The record is from RefSeq and is a predicted model, not a curated record.